Oncorhynchus keta (chum salmon) is the source of this 1743-nucleotide messenger RNA. RefSeq names its product homeobox protein Hox-A13a-like. Lineage: Eukaryota; Metazoa; Chordata; Actinopteri; Salmoniformes; Salmonidae. Gene Ontology annotation, molecular function: DNA-binding transcription factor activity, RNA polymerase II-specific; RNA polymerase II cis-regulatory region sequence-specific DNA binding. Gene Ontology annotation, biological process: regulation of transcription by RNA polymerase II. The transcript is spliced from 2 exons. Bases 89 to 1006 code for a protein of 305 amino acids. The record is from RefSeq and is a predicted model, not a curated record.
CUACUCUCUCCGAAUCAGUAUCUCCUUUUUUCAGCCUCUAUGGUUUUUUAAAAAAAGAGACAGAAGCCUCAAUGCUGGAUGUCGUGCUAUGACAACGUCACUGCUCUUCCGUCCUCGCUGGGUCGACCCGUCGGUGAUGUUCCUCUACGACAACGGCGGCGGUUCCGAUGAAGUGAGCAAGAACAUGGACGCUGGCGGUGGUGGUUUUGCGGGAGGCAACUUUGCGGCAAACCAAUGCAGGAACCUGAUGGCGCACCCCGCGUCCCUCGCUCCGAGCACGGCAUACUCGUCAAGCGACGUCCCAACCUCGGGAAUGGGCGAGCCAUCCAAGCAGUGCAGCCCUUGCUCGGCUGUGCAAAGCUCCUCCAGCGCGUCCCUGCCCUAUGGAUACUUCGGUAGCGGCUACUAUCCGUGCAGAAUGUCGCACCACAGUAGCAUAAAGUCGUGCGGAACGCAGCCCCCCUCUGCGUACGGGGAGAAGUACAUGGACACAUCCGCUUCGGGCGAUGACUUCACCUCUAGGGCCAAGGAGUUCGCCUUCUAUCCGAGCUAUGCGUCGGUCCCAUACCAGCCCGUACCCGGUUACCUGGACGUGCCAGUUGUACCAACUAUGAGCGGGCCAGCAGAACACAGACACGAGCCCCUGCUGCCCAUGGAGAGCUACCAGCCGUGGGCUCUAACUAACGGCUGGAACGGGCAGGUCUACUGCACCAAGGAGCAACCUCAGCUCGGACACAUGUGGAAAUCCUCCAUACCAGACGCGGUGUCUCCUGUGGGAGGGGACCUGAGCUCCUUCCGACGUGGAAGAAAGAAGCGCGUGCCAUACACCAAGGUGCAACUGAAGGAACUUGAGUGCGAGUACGCGGCCAAUAAAUUCAUAACAAAGGACAAACGAAGGAGGAUAUCGGCCCAGACGAACCUGUCCGAGCGACAGGUCACUAUCUGGUUUCAGAACAGACGCGUAAAGGAGAAGAAGGUGGUCGUCAAAGUGAAGAGUAUCAGCUAGUUUUGACUGACAUACAACAAUGGGAUGGGAAUUGAACACACACACACACACACAAUAUGCUAUUCACGCCCUUUGAUUGGAACAAUUUAACCCUUAUUUCCCACCGAACAUGGUUCACAAAUAUACUCUGCCAAAUGCGUUGCCGAGACCUUUAUGGAACGAAAAUGUAGAAAAACUCUGGACCUUCCAUUUUCCUCCAUUGUGUAUUGUUCCCGGUGAAUGGAGACCAAAGCAAGGAGAAAGUUAGGGCCGUAUAAUUUUUGCAACUGGCAUGCAGUAACCUCAGGAAAACAGACACUUCACCGUGUGGAGAAAAAAAAAACAUUUGGAAAUCCCCAGGAAGUGACGGCCUUUAGGAUUACAGCUUCCACGGUUAAAUAUGAAUCCGUUCCAUUUCCCCUUCAACACUCCACUAAACACGUGCAUCUUAAUUUAAAGUUUAGCUUCUUCAAACGGUUCUCCGGCUCUCACUCAUAACCAAUCCAAGGUGCUAUCCCGCUUGUAAUGCAUACAUCAUUUUCUGGGAAAUGUGUGCCCAUGUGAACCAUAUGUCUUUUAUAUUGUGUGUGUGUAUUCAUGUGGUUGUAUAUAAAGGUAAACUAUACAGACAAAACUAUAAUAUGUCAAGGCUAUCUGUGUCUGUUAAAUAUGUCGGUGUAAAACUAUUGACACAAAAAUCUGUCCAAUAAAAUCCGGACAUUGUUGAAUCAUAUAUGAUAUCCACGACCUCUGAUUUG